AAUUGAACUUGAGAUUCCGAUAAAACCGGGAUAGAUACAUACACUCGAGCGUUAUAACGCUCAGACAAACGCUGACGCAACUGAAGCAAAAGACACGCAUGCGCUUUGGUUUGAUCAAACACUAAAGCAGUCUCUCUGUAGAUCGGUAACACGUACACUUGUGAGCGCAGAUAGGCUUCGGUAGUGAUCGCUUGCGCCAAGUAGUGAUGAAGAAACUGGCUGAUCGGCUCUUGCAUCGUUUCACCAACCAUGAAACCGCUUCCAACGCCGACCACCACUGCUCAACAGGGACAGGUGAAGGUACAAGUGGUCUUAGACAUAGACAGGAUCGCAGGAUGCCUUCUCAAGGUGUCCGGCUUUAUAUCAGUGACCGUUAUGUUGUGAUGGACAAUGGAAUCCUCCAAGUUACACUUUCAAAUCCAGGUGGUAUCAUCACCGGCAUAAAGUAUAACGGUGUUGACAAUGUGCUUGAGAUUCGUAACAAGGAGACCAAUAGAGGGUACUGGGACCUGCACUGGAAUGAACCUGGAGGCAAGGGAAUAUUUGAUGUCAUCAGUGGAGAGAGUUUCAGGGUGAUAGUCGAGACUGAAGAACAGGUCGAGAUCUCAUUUCUAAGAACAUGGAAUCCAUCCCUUGAGGGGAAGUACAUUCCUCUGAAUAUCGAUAAAAGGUUUAUAAUGCUUCGUGGCUCUUCUGGAGUUUACACAUACGGCAUUUAUGAACACCUUAAAGAGUGGCCUGGGUUUGAGCUUGGGGAAACAAGAAUCGCCUUCAAGCUCAGAAAAGACAAAUUCCAUUACAUGGCGGUGGCAGAUGACAGAAAAAGGAUAAUGCCUUUUCCAGAUGAUCUAUGCAAAGGAAGAUGCCAAACUCUAGAUUACCAGGAAGCUUCCUUGCUCACUGCUCCUUGUGAUCCACACCUACAAGGCGAAGUAGAUGACAAGUACCAAUACUCAUGUGAGAAUAAAGAUCUGAGAGUACAUGGAUGGAUAUCCUUUGAUCCGCCAGUAGGAUUCUGGCAAAUUACGCCCAGUAAUGAGUUCCGAUCUGGCGGACCACUCAAACAAAACCUUACCUCACAUGUUGGCCCAACCACCCUUGCAGUGUUUCACAGUACACAUUAUGCGGGGAAAACAAUGAUGCCUCGCUUUGAAUGUGGUGAGCCUUGGAAGAAAGUCUAUGGCCCUGUCUUCAUUUACUUAAACUCCACAGCUGCUAGAGAUGAUUCACUCUUCUUGUGGGAUGAUGCUAAGAUAAAGAUGAUGGCUGAGGUUGAAAGUUGGCCUUAUAGCUUUGUGGCAUCUGAGGACUACCCAAAGUCUGAAGAACGUGGCACUGCCCGUGGUAGAUUACUUGUUUGCGAUAGGUUCGUAAGCAAUGAUUUGAUUUCAGCACAAGGUGCUUAUGUGGGUUUGGCUCCACCUGGUGAUGCUGGUUCCUGGCAAAUAGAAUGCAAGGGAUACCAAUUUUGGGCGAUAGCAGAUGAGGCUGGCUACUUUUCGAUAGACAAUGUGCGUCCUGGCGAGUACAAUCUCUAUGCAUGGGUCCCUGGCUUCAUUGGAGAUUAUCAUAACAACAUUGUUGUUUCUGUGACUUCAGGGUGCAAGAUUGAAAUGGGUGAUAUCGUCUAUGAACCUCCAAGAGAUGGACCUACCUUGUGGGAAAUCGGCAUCCCCGACCGAAAAGCUUCCGAGUUCUUUAUCCCAGAUCCUGAUCCCACUCUCGUAAACAGAGUUUUAGUCCAGCCUCAAGACAGGUUCAGGCAAUAUGGUUUGUGGAAGAGAUACACAGAUUUGUAUCCAAAUAAUGACCUUGUUUACACAAUUGGUGUAAGCGAUUACCGCAGAGACUGGUUCUUUGCUCAUGUGCCUAGGAAGAAAGGAGAUGGGCACGAAGGAACAACUUGGCAGAUUAGGUUUAAACUCGAAAACAUUGAUCAAAAGGCGAAUUACAAACUGCGAGUAGCCAUAGCAUCUGCAACCUUAGCAGAGUUGCAGGUGAGACUCAAUGAUGCUGAAGCAACACGUCCUUUGUUCACAACCGGACUUAUAGGGAGAGACAACUCGAUUGCAAGGCACGGUAUCCACGGGGUUUACAUGCUGUACACGGUGAACAUACCGGGAAACAGGUUUGUGCAAGGUGAUAACACGAUAUUCCUGAAACAGCCAAGAUGCAAUGGCCCCUUUCAAGGGAUUAUGUAUGACUACAUUCGUCUUGAAGGCUCUCCUUAACAGUAUGAUAGAUAGCAUGUGUUUGAAUAUAUAUAAAUAAGACCAAAUGAUAGUGGUAACAGUACACGGUGAACAUACCGGGAAACAGGUUUGUGCAAGGUGAUAACACGAUAUUCCUGAAACAGCCAAGAUGCAAUGGCCCCUUUCAAGGGAUUAUGUAUGACUACAUUCGUCUUGAAGGCUCUCCUUAACAGUAUGAUAGAUAGUAUGUGUUUGAAUAUAUAUAAAUAAGACCAAAUGAUAGUGGUAA
This is a messenger RNA of Brassica napus (rape), 2481 nucleotides long. RefSeq names its product rhamnogalacturonate lyase B. Gene Ontology annotation, molecular function: carbohydrate binding; catalytic activity. The record is from RefSeq and is a predicted model, not a curated record. Bases 207 to 2231 code for a protein of 674 amino acids. NCBI's taxonomy places the organism in Eukaryota, Viridiplantae, Streptophyta, Magnoliopsida, Brassicales, Brassicaceae. The transcript has 15 exons. Gene Ontology annotation, biological process: carbohydrate metabolic process.